CAGUCGCUGAAGUUCCCACCCGAGUUCAGCACCAAGGUGGACCUGACCAAGGUCAACUGGGACACGCUCAAGCCGUGGAUUGCCAAGCGCAUCACCGAGCUGCUAGGGGGGCUGGAGGACGAGGUGCUCAUCGCAUACGUGUAUGAGCAGCUGGAUGGCAAGAAGACGGUAGACCCCCGGCAGCUGCAGAUCAGCCUGACAGGGUUCCUGGAGAAGAACACCAGCCUGUUCUGCAAGGAGUUGUGGCAGCUGCUGAUCAGCGCCAACCAGACGGGCACCGGCAUCCCGCAGCGCUUCCUGGAUGAGAAGGCCGAGGAGCUGCGGCGCCAG
This is a messenger RNA of Chlorella variabilis, 330 nucleotides long. RefSeq lists its product as hypothetical. The transcript is spliced from 3 exons. Gene Ontology annotation, biological process: mRNA processing; regulation of mRNA splicing, via spliceosome. Gene Ontology annotation, cellular component: spliceosomal complex. NCBI's taxonomy places the organism in Eukaryota, Viridiplantae, Chlorophyta, Trebouxiophyceae, Chlorellales, Chlorellaceae. The annotation marks the transcript as partial. The record is from RefSeq and is a predicted model, not a curated record. Gene Ontology annotation, molecular function: RNA binding.